AUGACAAAACAGAUUGGAAGUAGCCUUGGCGGUGGUGUCUCCCGGGCUCAGAACAACACAGCAAGAGUACCUCAAAAAGGUAUUCGAUCCAACUCUUUUUUGUGUCAAACGCUUAUCGUCUGUUUCCGUAUUCGCGCGUUCGCAUCCUACACCAUUCUUGGCAGUACCGUUCCGGCAAACUACGUCACCCCAAAUACUAGAAGACCACACACCAUCCUUUACGGCACCGCGGAUUUUCGAAAAGCUCGAACCGAUUGCAGCAACGAUCAACCCACUCCAGUCACCUCACUUGGUAGUUUCCUUCCACUGUGUAUCGUUUGA
Opisthorchis viverrini is the source of this 321-nucleotide messenger RNA. RefSeq lists its product as hypothetical. The transcript has a single exon. Lineage: Eukaryota; Metazoa; Platyhelminthes; Trematoda; Opisthorchiida; Opisthorchiidae. The record is from RefSeq and is a predicted model, not a curated record. Bases 1 to 321 code for a protein of 106 amino acids.